GUUUCACCACCAUUUCAUCAAUACAAGCUUAAGUCUCUCCACAUACAUUUUGCGUUCACACAACUAAUCAAUCGAAAGAUGGAAGGAAAAACUUUGGUCCUAAGUGUGCUCGUGAUGAGUCUGUUUAUGGCACAAAUUCAAGUUGACGCCAAGAGCUGCUGUCCAUCCACCACUGCUAGAAAUAUCUAUAAUACUUGCCGCUUUGCAGGAGGUUCAAGGCCAGUAUGUGCAAGCGCUAGUGGCUGCAAAAUUAUUAACAGUGGCAAAUGUCCUAACGGAUAUACCCAUGACAUUCUCGAAAACACUGGUGAUGCUGUUAAUGAAUACUGCAAGUUGGGCUGUGUAUCCUCUGUGUGCGGUGCCUUAACCACUCUCCAGAACUCCGAUGCAAGUGAAAUCGUGAAUGUAGCGGUUGAAAAAUGUGCCAACGCAUGUUUGACAGUCUGCACCAAGGGCUCGAUGAUUGCAGUUGAAACCGCCUAGACAACCAUGAAAAUAUACCACGGGUGAAGGAGGUUCACAAU
Messenger RNA from Camelina sativa (false flax), 524 nucleotides. Its product is annotated as putative thionin-2.4. NCBI's taxonomy places the organism in Eukaryota, Viridiplantae, Streptophyta, Magnoliopsida, Brassicales, Brassicaceae. Gene Ontology annotation, biological process: defense response. The record is from RefSeq and is a predicted model, not a curated record.